AUGACACUUGAUUUUUCCAAAGUUGAAAACAACCCGGUCCCAUUUAUUGCUGACAAGCACAAUCCGAACGUCGCUUUUGUUGUCUAUCGUAAUAAGAACAAGAAUGUAGUCGUCUACGCCGCACGUCUGUUAGAAGACGGAACACUCGACCCUGAAAACCCAUUGGACGUGUAUUGGAUCAUGUUUGAGCAGGAAGGUGCUCCACGUGAAGAACUCAAUUUGAUUGAACGCAAUACAGCGUACGGAGCGAUCGUCAAACCGCGUGAGGGUCACCCCGGUGAGUACGAGGUGACGCUCACGUCGCUUAAGGACCGUGUCAUCUACUUGUCUAUCGUAGGCGGAAAGCCUGUGGGUCGUGGCUGUAUCAAUGGCCAGGAUUGCUGCCUACUUGAACGUGUUUUUGUGCACUCGACUACGUCGUGGGGCAUGCCCAAGGUAAAACACAUUGAGAUUCAUGGCAAGGACGAGGCGGGCAACGCUAUCAUGGAGAAGAAGAUCCCGUAG
Molecule: messenger RNA, 504 nt
Organism: Peronospora farinosa
Lineage: Eukaryota; Oomycota; Peronosporomycetes; Peronosporales; Peronosporaceae
Source: the annotation of a GenBank genome assembly